AUGAAGACAGAAACGACCAUUCAAGGAUUAACAGCAUCACUUCAGCCUGCUCGAUCGGCACGUAAAAUCAUUGGUUUUGUACCGACGAUGGGAAAUCUACAUCAAGGUCACUUAAAUCUGGUUCGUGAAGCUCGUAAAUUAUGUGAUGUGGUGGUGGUCAGUAUUUUCGUGAAUCCAAUCCAAUUUGGACCGAAUGAAGAUUUUGAUAAUUAUCCUCGUACACUUGAGCAAGACAGUAAUUUACUUGCUGAAGUGGGUUGCGACAUUGUUUUUGCACCUUCUGUGGAACAAAUGUAUGGUAAAUUCCCACGCUUAACCAAUAUUAGUGUGGGCGAAAUUACUAAUGAUUUGUGCGGAUUACAACGUCCAGGUCAUUUUGAUGGUGUUGCUGUUGUUGUCACCAAAUUGUUUAAUAUUGUGCAGCCGAACUUUGCAUUUUUUGGACAGAAAGAUUAUCAACAAUUGGCUGUGAUUAAGCAGGUUGUUCGUGAUUUGAAUAUGCCAAUUGAAGUGAUUGGUGUGCCAAUUGCACGUGCUGAAGAUGGUUUGGCCUUAAGUUCUCGUAAUGGUUACUUAUCUGAACAAGAUCGUCAAACAGCUCCUGUUAUUUUUAAGAGCUUAACGACUGCUGAACAAGAUUUACAUGCAGGUAAAACACUUGCAGAUGUCUUGGCGCAAAUUCGUGAAAGUUUAAAUGAUGCAGGGUUGCUUGUGGAUUAUGUCGAAGCACGUAGCCCAGCGUUGCAAAAAGUUGAACAAUUCGACCAAGAUGUUGUAUUGUUUGUUGCAGCGAAAUUAGGCAAGACUCGUCUGAUUGACAAUUUACAAGAUCGCCAUGCCAUGAAGCGCAUACUUAUCGUAACAGGACAGUCUGGUUCAGGUAAAUCAUCUGCUUUGCAGGUGCUUGAAGAUUUGGGUUAUUACUGUAUCGAUAAUUUGCCUUUGGCAUUGCUUCCUGAAAUCGUUGAAAAGCUGGAUAGAGAAAACAAUUUAGAGUUAUUGGCACUCGGUGUCGAUGUUCGAAGUGCCAAAGAAGAUUUACAAGGUUUUGAUCAGUUACAGAAACAUGGCAGUGUAGACGUUAUUUAUUUAACGACUCGUGAUCAGGAGUUGAUUUCACGUUUUAGUGCAUCGCGACGUCCACAUCCUUUAUCAAACCGCUUCCAAAGUUUGAAUGAAUGUAUUCAAGAAGAAAAAAAUUUAUUGCUCCCAAUUCAACUGCGAGCAACAGUACAUAUCGAUACAACGGAUAAAAGUGUACACGAUUUAAAAGAUACCUUAUUGUCCAAACUGGGACAGUCCGAUAAACUCAUUUUAAUUUUGCAAUCUUUUGGUUAUAAACAUGGUAUUCCAUUAGAUGCAGAUUUUGUUUUUGAUGUAAGGCAUUUGCCGAAUCCACAUUGGGAUUUAGAGUUACGUAAAUAUUCGGGUUUAGAUGAACCAGUACGUAAAUUUUUAGAAGCCAGCGAGCAAGCAAAUGAGAUGUAUCAAGACAUCUAUCAGUUUUUAAAUAAGUGGUUGCCUGCUUUUUCGGAAGGUCAUCGUCACUAUAUUACAGUGUCAAUUGGCUGUACGGGGGGGCAACAUCGUUCGGUUUAUAUUGUGGAUAGGUUGAAAAAGGCUCUUGAGUCGAAAUGGACUAUUCAGAGAAAUGAAGCACUGGUCAUGAUUGACACAACUGUUGACGUAAUUAAUAAAUUAGGAUUACAUGCGCGUGCAUCUGGAAAACUAAUCGAAGUCACGACUAAAUUUAAAUGCUCUAUUCAAAUUGGUAAGGGUGACAAGUUAGUCGAUGCCAAGAAUAUCCUUUCUUUACUUAUGCUCGGAGCUGGUAAAGGAACCACCUUGCGUCUAGUGAUUGAUGGUGCAGAUGAAGAAAAAGCUUUGUCUGAAGUUCAAGCACUGUUCGCAGAUAAAUUUUACGAGGCAGAAUAA
Molecule: messenger RNA, 1935 nt
Organism: Oppiella nova
Lineage: Eukaryota; Metazoa; Arthropoda; Arachnida; Sarcoptiformes; Oppiidae
Source: the annotation of a GenBank genome assembly